AUGGGUUAUACAGAAACCCAUAGCACUCUUCCCGCCUCCUGGUAUCGGUCAGAAGGCAUGUACGAGCUGGAAAAAAGAGCCAUCUUCUCCAAGAGAUGGCUUUGCGUUUCUCAUUCAAUGAGAUUCAAGAAUCAGGGAGAAUUCGUCAAAUUCGAGAUGGCCGGAUAUAGCUUCUUCAUUAUCCGCGACCGCAAACACGAACUGAAAGCAUUCUUGAACAUAUGUCGCCACCGAGCGUAUCCGAUCAUGGAGGCAGAGUCUGGCAAGGCAAGUAUCUUGUCGUGUAAAUAUCACGGAUGGUCUUAUGGUCUUUCUGGCAAUCUCGCAAAAGCUCCACGGUUCGAUACUGCUGCGGACUUUGAGAAAGCCGACUUUUCUUUAUUCGAAGUCCAUCUCCAUGUGGACAAGCUGGGCUGGGUUUGGGUAAAUCUAGACUCAGCAAAGCCUCCGACAGUGCCAUGGGAAGAGAAUUUUGCUGGCGUGGAUCAACAACCCCGACUUGGGGAGUUUAGUAUGGAUAACUUCAAUUUCGAUCAUUCCUGGGAGAUGGUUGGAGAUUACAACUGGAAAAAUAUCAUCGAUAACUACAACGAGUGCUAUCAUUGUCAAACUGCUCAUCCCGGUAUCCUCGCAACUACCAGGUUAGACACCUACGAUGUAGUCUGCCAGAAGGGAUGGAUCGAACAUCACUCUCAAACACUGUCCACUGUCGAACAGAAGUAUGGAGUACAACCUACGUACCUAUUUCCCAAUGCCAGCGUCACCAUCUCCGAUGAAUACACGUACCUGAUGCGGGUUGUUCCGAUCUCUGCCAAGACGGUCAAGAUGCAGUACGAAGUGUAUCGACGCAAAGGCAUCCCAGACGAGGAGUUUCAGAGCAUCGAUGCAUUCUUCAAGCAGAUUGAGAAUGAAGACAAGGGGCUCAGCAACGGUGCUCAACGCAACCUCAACGCAGAAGCCUACGUCUGUGGACCACUUCACCCGCACAAUGAGAAAGGCGUCAUAUAUUUCAAAGGAUUGGUCAAAGACGCUGUUCAGCAACAUGCGAUGGAGGAGGGCAAGCUGGGCCGACAGAUUGUUCCCAUUCGGAGAGGAGAAGGAAUGACUUCGGAGUGUACCGAUGCCGAGGAAGCAUUCUGCCGUGUCGCAUGCGACCAGGAAGGCAUGAAAGCUGCCACAGAAUGGUAG
Capronia epimyces CBS 606.96 is the source of this 1188-nucleotide messenger RNA. RefSeq lists its product as uncharacterized. The record is from RefSeq and is a predicted model, not a curated record. Bases 1 to 1188 code for a protein of 395 amino acids. The transcript has 4 exons. Gene Ontology annotation, molecular function: 2 iron, 2 sulfur cluster binding; iron ion binding. Lineage: Eukaryota; Fungi; Ascomycota; Eurotiomycetes; Chaetothyriales; Herpotrichiellaceae.